This is a messenger RNA of Anguilla anguilla (European eel), 1152 nucleotides long. RefSeq names its product basic proline-rich protein-like. The transcript has 6 exons. The coding region runs from base 1 to 1152 and encodes 383 amino acids. NCBI's taxonomy places the organism in Eukaryota, Metazoa, Chordata, Actinopteri, Anguilliformes, Anguillidae. The record is from RefSeq and is a predicted model, not a curated record.
AUGACAACGGCCCUCCAGUGGGAGGCUUACCUCCAGGGGCGCGCAGAGAUGCCCUCACUUGCCAAGAAGUACGCCCAGCCCUGUCUCCCGCAGGGGUCUCCCCAGCCUGCUCGGCCCGCCGUUCCGCAGGAGCUUCCGCCACCUGCUCCGCCCGUCGUCCCGCAGGGUCCGCCUGCUCCGCCCGUCGUCCCGCAGGGUCCGCCUGCUCCGCCCGUCGUCCCGCAGGGUCCGCCUGCUCCGCCCGUCGUCCCGCAGGGGGCCGUCUGCUCCGCCCGUCGUCCCGCAGGGCCGUCUGCUCCGCCCGUCCCGCAGGGGCCGUCUGCUCCGCCCGUCGUCCCGCAGGGGCCGCCUGCUCCGCCCGCUCUGCCCGCAGGGACCGCCUGCUCCGCCCGCUCUGCCCGCAGGGACCGCCUGCUCCGCCCGCUGUGCCCGCAGGGACCGCCUGUUCCGCCUGCUCUGCCCGUUGUUCCGCAGGGGCCGCCUGCUCCGCCCGCUCUGCCCGUUGUUCCGCAGGGGCCGCCCGCUCUGCCCGUUGGCCCUCCUCCUGCUCUGCCCAGCGCCCAGGAGGGGCCUCCUCCUGCUCUGCCCAGCGCCCAGGAGGGGCCUCCUCCUGCUCUGCCCAGCGCCCAGGAGAGGCCUCCUGCUCUGACCAGCGCCCAGGAGGGGCCUGCUAUGCCCAGCUUCCAGCGGGGGCCGUCUGCCUCGCCCCUUAGUGUUCCCAAAUCAUCGCUGCCCCGCACCCAGGAGCUUCCCCGGCCCAGGGCCCAGAGACCCUGGCCGUCCAGCAGCCCUGGUCUCCUGGUCUAUUCUCUGUCCGAGUCCUGCCCUCUUGUCUUGUCUAGUCCCGUCCGGCUUCGGUCCCUGUGCCCGGCCCCGUCCGGCUUCGGUUUCUGUGCCCGGCCCCCGUCUGGCUUCGGUCCCUGUGCCCAGCCCCCGCCCGGCUUCGGUCCCUGUGCCCGGACACCGUCCUGUCCCCAGUCUGGACCCCGUCCCAUCCUGUCUCCAGUCUGGACCCCGUCCCGUCCUGUCUCCAGUCUGGACCCCGUCCCGUCCUGUCUCCAGUCCAGACCCCAGUCCCGAGUCCGUCCCGAUCCCGUUCCUGUCCAGUCCCAAGCCCUGUCCUGCCCUGUUCUUGAGUCCUACCCCAUCUGA